This is a messenger RNA of Cottoperca gobio, 1136 nucleotides long. Its product is annotated as regulating synaptic membrane exocytosis protein 4-like. Bases 1 to 795 code for a protein of 264 amino acids. The transcript has 6 exons. Gene Ontology annotation, molecular function: small GTPase binding; transmembrane transporter binding. The record is from RefSeq and is a predicted model, not a curated record. Gene Ontology annotation, cellular component: presynaptic membrane; cytoskeleton of presynaptic active zone. Gene Ontology annotation, biological process: calcium ion-regulated exocytosis of neurotransmitter; regulation of membrane potential; positive regulation of synaptic transmission. Lineage: Eukaryota; Metazoa; Chordata; Actinopteri; Perciformes; Bovichtidae.
AUGGCGGCACAGCCAGGAGAGCAGCCCGCCGGGGAGGAGAGAGGUCGGCAGAGGCGGCUGCAGAGGCGGCUGCAGAUGGAUACGGAGGGCAGGAAGUUGAAGGGAGGCAUCCAGAGGAGCACGGAGACGGGUCUGGCUGUGGAGAUGCCAAGUCGGACCGUCCGCCAGGCCAGCCACGAGUCUAUAGAGGACAGCAUGAACAGCUACGGCUCCGAGGGAAACCUGAACUACAGCGGCAUGUGUCUGGCAUCGGAUGCACAGUUCAGCGACUUCCUGGAUGGGAUGGGACCUGCUCAGUUUGUUGGGCGACAGACGCUGGCAACAACAUCCAUGGGUGACGUAGAGAUCGGCCUGCUGGAGAGGAACGGGGCUCUGGAGGUGGAGGUGAUCCAGGCCAGAGGACUUACCAUGAAACCAGGUUCCAAGGGACCUCCAGCGGCCUACAUCAAAGUUUACCUCCUGGAGAACGGGAUCUGUGUGGCCAAGAAGAAGACCAAGUCAGUGAGGAAGUCUCUGGAUCCUCUCUACAACCAGGUCCUAGUCUUCUCUGAGAGCCCGCAGGGGAAAGUGGUGCAGGUGAUCGUUUGGGGCAACUACGGACGGAUGGACCGCAAAUGCUUCAUGGGUGUAGCUCGAAUCCUAUUGGAGGAGCUGGAACUCAGCACAAUGGUGAUUGGCUGGUACAAGCUCUUCCCCACCUCCUCCAUGGUGGACCCAACGAUGGCGCCACUCAUCCGCCACUCGUCCCAGAUGUCCCUGGAGAGCACCAUUGGGCCCUGCUGUGAGCGAUCCUAAGACUCAAGAAAAAUAUCACGUUUUUUGUUGUUGCGACUAAAUUUGCUGUCUCAACCAAAUCCUAACACAUCCUGUACUGUUAAGGAACCAUACUCAAGGACGCUCUGACAGGUCCAACCACACUUGGGACUGAACCACUCCCCUGAUUGAGAAAUGACUUUACUAACUAGUAAGUCAUUGGAAAUGCGCUGUAAUACUUUUGAUAUUGUAGCAGGGUUUCCUGGGACUCACGGGAAGCACAUUUCUUGUGUUAUUGCAACCGACCGCCCCUCAGACUCACAGGAAAAUGUUGCUUUCUUCAGAUCUCUUUGAUGAGAAAACAAAAACCUACUUAAUGAGGA